Messenger RNA from Entrophospora sp. SA101, 2160 nucleotides. NCBI's taxonomy places the organism in Eukaryota, Fungi, Glomeromycota, Glomeromycetes, Entrophosporales, Entrophosporaceae. The record is from the annotation of a GenBank genome assembly.
AUGUUUUGGAGAUUCGGUUUAAACCAUUCUGCAAUCGAUGGACUUUUGGAUAAAGAAGACUUAACAUUGGAAGAACUAUUAGACGUUGAAGAUUUGCUGCAAGAAUGCAAAGCACAUAAUAGCAAAUUGAUUGAAUAUCUUCGAAAUCCAUCGAUUCUUUCUCAACUACUUGGUUACAUAAUUCGUGAAGAUUUGGAAGAUAGACAAAAAUACAAAUACCCAUAUAUUGCAUGUGAAAUUCUUUCAUGUGAGAUUUGGCCAAUUUAUGAAGCGAUUAUUGAAAACAUGGAUUUACUUGUUUCUUUUUGGCAACUUUUGGAUCGUCCCCCUCCACUUAAUCCUUUGCAAUCAAGCUAUUUUUCAAAAGUUAAUACUGUACUUUUACAAAAAAAAAUGAACGAGAUGGUUAAAUUCAUUCAAUCAAUUCCCAAUGUUAAUCAAAAAUUUUUAACUCAUAUGGAAACUUCAACAAUAACGGAUUUAUUACUUAAAUUAAUUAGUGUGGAUGAGUACCCAGAAGGUGCUGGGGUUAUUGAUUGGUUAGAUUCCGAAGGAUUAAUUGAGGCAUUAGUUUCUAAGUUAGAUCCUUACCUUGAUUCUGAUAUCCAUUCCACAGCCGCUCAAGUUAUAAAUGACGUCAUUGGUAUUUCUCAAUCAAUUAAUACUGAACAAGGGGGGGUUGGUCCAAAUGCUUUAAGUAGAAAACUUAUAAGUGAAAAGACAGUGACUAGAAUUAUCGAUUAUAUGCUUGAUCCUGAGGCACCGAAUUCAACUUCAACAUUAACAAACGGAGUUAGUAUUUUUAUUCAAAUUAUUCAAAAGAAUAAUAGUGAUUAUAAUGAAGAAGCCAUGUUAUCUUUAUCCCCACAUCAAUCACAUCCAGUAGUAGAUUUAAGUGAUAUGUUACGCGUAUUGGCUAAUCGUAUUGGAGAAUUUAAAGCAUUAUUAUUAAAUCCCAAAUCUGUGACCAGUCAAAUUGACACAACGAUAGGUAAAAUGGUGCCACUUGGGUUUGAAAGAUUCAGAAUUUGUGAACUUUUUGCGGAAUUAUUACAUUGCUCAAACAUGAGUUCACUUAAUGUCGUUCGAUAUGACUCAUCAUCUAACGGGUUUUAUGAGUUAAAGCAUACUGAAGAUUAUAAUGAUUAUGGUCAACCAUCUGAAGUUGAUGCUUCGGAACAUUUUCAAACAACAGAUAUUGAACCACAAACUUCGAAGGAUAUACAAUUGGAUCAAUCAAGUAAUUCUGCUACCGCUACUUCUCCUAUACCCAUGGAAACUGAACCAAUAAAACCUCCACCAGGAUUAGAACUUGUCUCACAACCAAACAGAUCAAGUAGCCCGUCACCUCCAGAACUACCAGUUGGUGAUUUGCUCAAACUCAAAUUUAUAGAACAUAAAAUCAUUCCUACAUGCUUGGAUCUCUUUUUCAAUUUUAAAUGGAAUAACUUUCUACAUACUGUUGUGUACGACAUGAUUGCUCAAAUAUUUAAUGGUCGAAUGGACAUUGGAUAUAAUAAAGAUUUAGCCAUUUCAGUGUUUGUUGACGGAGAAAUCACUAAACGGGUUACCAAAGCACAAAGGCUUAAUGAUUAUGAAGUCGAACAACCAAAAGGAGUAAGGUUAGGCUAUAUGGGUCAUUUAACUGUUAUAGCAGAAGAGAUUGUGAAAUUAAUGGAUCGAUUUGCAGUAGAGAUUGGAGAAAAAGUGAGAGAAUAUAUUGAAGCCGAGGAUUGGCAGGAAUAUGUAUCUAAAACGUUACGUGAAACAAGAGAGCGAGAUCGUGCUCCACUAGGUGGACAAAGACCAACUAAUCAUGAUAGUAUGUCACCAAGUCGUGAAGGAAGUGAAGACGACGAAGAUGAAGACGAUGCUAUUGAAGCGGUUGCAGAUGGAGAUAUGGCCGAUGAUCAGUUUGCAAGGUAUCUUUGUCAGCAAAUUACCAAUGAUUUACCAGAUAAAUUUGGUUCCUCGGAUGAAAGCGAUGAAGAAGAUGAACCAUGGAUGAACGAGGAUUUUGAUAAGGAUACUGAUUUCGAGAUGCAAACACCACCAGCAAAUAUGAUCGAAGAGAAUGAUAUUUUUGAAAACAGGCAAUCGGAAUUUGUUGGUGAAAAUUAUGAAGAGGAUAAUACAGAACCCGUCACUGAGUUACCAUAA